Messenger RNA from Kluyveromyces lactis, 954 nucleotides. It is a transcript of the gene TPC1, whose product is annotated as thiamine transporter TPC1. Lineage: Eukaryota; Fungi; Ascomycota; Saccharomycetes; Saccharomycetales; Saccharomycetaceae. Gene Ontology annotation, cellular component: mitochondrial inner membrane. Gene Ontology annotation, molecular function: thiamine transmembrane transporter activity. Bases 1 to 954 code for a protein of 317 amino acids. Gene Ontology annotation, biological process: thiamine pyrophosphate transmembrane transport. The transcript has a single exon. The record is from RefSeq and is a predicted model, not a curated record.
AUGAACACUGGCAUAAGGAAAGACCAUCUCAGGAAAGGUGAAACGGUAUCAUGGUACAAUUCAGUGAUUGCUGGUUCUGUUUCUGGGGUAUUUGCUAGGAUGGCAACUGCACCAAUGGAUACUGUAAAAAUACGAUAUCAGUUACAACCGGUACAAGAGGACAAAUAUAAGGGAAUUGCAUCUACUGUGAGAACUAUAAUGAAAGAAGAAGGACUUCGAGCGUUAUGGAAAGGAAACAUCCCGGCGACGGCGAUGUACGUUGUUUACGGUGCAGUACAAUUCGGAUCUUACUCGUGGUUCAACAACGUUUGGUCUGCGAAGUUCCCUCGGUUUUCACAGCAGGGACAAACGCUAACGGUCGGAGCGUUGGCAGGAAUGACUAGUUCAGUGGUAUCUUACCCGCUAGAUUUGCUUCGGACAAGACUUAUAGCAAACAGAACGAGCCAUCGGACCAGUGUCGCAGAGGAGUGCCGACAAAUGUGGCUCAAUGAAGGUGUACGAGGUUUUUUCACUGGAAUAUCCACUGCGAUGACAACGGUUACUUUAUCCACGGCUAUCAUGUUUCUCACAUAUGAGACCGUGAAUAUAGUCUGUGAAAACCACGAGAAAGAAUUCUGGUCGCGACCUGUAAGUGCUAGUUCAGGGAUCAUCGCAGGGUUUGUAUCCAAGACGAUGGUGUUCCCCAUUGACACUUUACGUCGCAGAAUGCAAGUGAUGAACUCUAAGAGAACAGUUCAUUUCACCAAAUUCCCUGCUGUUUACCACGAGUACAGGUAUAAAUCAUCCACUGCAAUUAUUUACAAGAUACUAAGACAGGAGGGUGUAUCAGCGUUGUACCGAGGACUUACAAUGGGACUAUGUAAAUCUGUUCCAACGACAGCAAUCAGUCUUUUCGUGUAUGAACGCACAAUGGAUCUCUUUGAUCACGGACAGCGCUGGGGGAGAUCUCCAUAG